UUUUACAUUAUAUUUAUAAAAAAAAGUAAACAGUCAAACCUGUAAUUUCAUUAGCCAAAUUAAAAUAGAAUUAUUUACUUUCUAGUCAUGGAAGGAAUAAAAGAAGAAUCAAUUCACCAUACAGCAGUGAAACUAGCCGAUGAAAUAAAGAACCUUUCAAUAUACAAAUCAUUUUACAGUGAUGUUCAGAAACUGGUUUCAUCAAAUAAUGUAAAAAAAGAAGAUUUUAAACAAACUUUACAACAAGCAAUGAAAGAGAAAGGGCUAGAUACAAAAUUAAGAAAUACCGUUUUCCACUGGGUUCGUACUCAAAACAAGCAAAGUAAAAUAGAUCCACUGACAUCUUUAUCAAAAGCCAGUGCUCAAUGGGAGAAGAGAAUCCACAAAUCGUUGAACUCUAUGUGCUCUGACUUAGAGACUUCUUUGGCUAAAAUACGACCACAAAGCGAACAAGAGGAAUUUGCGGACAAGUGGAACGAGCUCAGCACAUACAGCUUAGAUCUAUCAAAAUACAGACCUGUUUACGCGCCUAAAGAUUUUCUAGAAGUUUUACUCACAUUAUCUGGUUAUGUUCCUUAUACAAGAGAGGAUGAACCUAAAUGGGAAUUCGCUCAUCUACCACUGCAAGUGAAGACAUUGGACCAACUGCGCAAGCUCUACAUAGAGUGGUCCAACGGCGAGCCGCUACUAGGCGUGAACCCCAACAUGCCGAGCUCAGUGCCGGGGUGUCCCACGCUCGAGGCGGAGCGCAUCGGGCUGGGAGAGCGCGUGGCGGCGCUGGGAUACGCGCCCGUCAUACAGGAGUACCUGAAGAAGGGCAGCCCGCAGUGUCUGAGGGCUAAAUUGUGGUCGCAAGUUCUAGGGGCUGAAGUGCUCACGCAGAAAGACAACUUUUUCAUCAAGCUAAAGAAAAGCGUUCUAGAGGUGGACUUGAUGAUAGACAAGUUGAUCUUCAAAGACGUGCAGUUGACGGCCUCCAAUGAUGAUCAGUACUUUGUAUUUGAAGACCUUUUAUAUCAGGUGAUGCUCUGCUUCUCCCGAGACAGUGAAGUGAGGAUGCUACUGAAAGACGGGAUCGGCACUCCGCUCACCGUCACCAUCAAGGGGCGCCAGACCUCUCCAGAUAGCGUCACUGUGUUCCCGCCCAGUGGGGUUAUCCCUUUUCACGGAUUCACUAUGUAUGCUACUCCAUUUUGCUACUUAUACGAUGAUCCUGUUCAACUUUACUACACUUUUAGAGCAUUUUACAUAAGAUACUGGCACAGGUUGCAUUACAUAUCAACACAUCCACAGGGUAUAGUUUCUUUAUGUCUCCUAUACGAGAGACUAUUAGAAGCAAACGAACCAUUACUUUGGAUACAUUUUAGAAAUAUUAAUAUAAAUCCAAUCAGAGUAGUCUUCAAAUGGCUGAUGCGAGCGUUCAGCGGGCACCUGCCCCCGGACCAACUAUUACUUCUGUGGGACGCCAUCCUCGGCUACGACUCACUAGAGAUACUACCCCUAUUAGCUCUCGCCAUAUUGAGCUUCAGGAAAGAGAACAUUUUCCAAGUAAACACUCUACAGAAUGUAGACGCAGUCCUAGCCGACUUGUCCACUGUCUCUGUUAUACCACUACUGCAGCUGUCCCUAAUGAAAUCUUAG
Messenger RNA from Plutella xylostella (diamondback moth), 1641 nucleotides. RefSeq names its product TBC1 domain family member 19. The record is from RefSeq and is a predicted model, not a curated record. NCBI's taxonomy places the organism in Eukaryota, Metazoa, Arthropoda, Insecta, Lepidoptera, Plutellidae.